Messenger RNA from Aedes albopictus (Asian tiger mosquito), 5472 nucleotides. Its product is annotated as vanin-like protein 2. The record is from RefSeq and is a predicted model, not a curated record. The transcript is spliced from 6 exons. Gene Ontology annotation, molecular function: hydrolase activity, acting on carbon-nitrogen (but not peptide) bonds, in linear amides. Bases 1526 to 3262 code for a protein of 578 amino acids. NCBI's taxonomy places the organism in Eukaryota, Metazoa, Arthropoda, Insecta, Diptera, Culicidae.
UCGAGCAACAAGUUAUUCUUUUCAGUAGCGUAGAUCAAAUUAUUCGUAUUCGUUCAAUGUAUGUACAUCAUUCGUCAUUGCGCAUCGCAUCGGUUGUGGUCAUCGUUGAUUAGGUCAGUCAGUCGGUUGGACUUGUGAUAACAGGUUGAAACGCAAACAACCCCAACCAACCUUCCGCGUAGUGGAACGUACCUACCUUCGUAUAGCAAAGUGCUGUAACCCGGCCCCGCCAUCAAGUAGCCGCGCAAGUGGUGGUCGUUGUCGGUCGUCCGUCGUCAAAUAUGUGAUAACAGUUAAUCGACGACAUCGUUCACGGAGUGUGGUGUGGUGGCAGUGUAAUUCGUGGAAACCGGAGCCGUUGUGGUGGAAUUGCACGUGUUGACGGACGUCAGCUAUCUACCUCACUGGUACGUGACGAUCUUUGGAUAUCUGCGUCGUGGGUUGUGUGAUCUAUUGUUCAAUACAGUGCAGUGAUUGUCGAUUCGUCAUCCAUUCGUGCCCUGUUAGUUGAGCUACAAAUAUCUCUCAAGUGUAUGUCAGUGGUGUUGUGAAAUGAAGCUAAAGUUUGUCGAUUCGAUUUUUACGACUUGUUUUCCGCUUCGAAUGUGAUGUUUCUUUAUUAUUUUGCUUGCGAGAGCUGGAAUUUUGUUCGAGUGCGGUCGUUCCCAUACUCAUCGUGUUCUCCGCCGAUGACGGCGAGGUCGACCGAAAGCGAAAACCGAAAAAAAAUACGCCAACACACUUUUUGCCGAUUGUUACCAACUACCUACUCAAUCAUCGAUCGUCUGUCUGCCCGCCAAGUGAACCGUACUACAUACGUAGGAAACGAGCAAUAUUCAAAUCAUAAAACUCCACAUUUCUUCCAAGCGGAACACAAAAGACAUAAAUACUGUGCAUUUAUUGCUGCUCGCGCGUCCGUAGGUAUUAAAUGUUUGUACAAGUAAAGGAACGGCUCAAAACACGAUAAGAACAUCAAGUGGUGAAGGAAGCGAAAAAACCGCGCUGAAUAAAAAUGAUAACGUAAUAUAAAUAUCAAUGUGAAAAGAAGAAAAGGAAGAACAACAGCAAGAACGACACAUUAGCCAGUGCAACAAUCGUAUUCGUACCGCGGCAGAACACAUCAAUGACCACUGGAACUGGAGGCACAAAUUUGGACUACAGUCAUCGUCGUCGUCGUCGUCUUGGGGAGCGUGCGUCGCGCCAUCAUCCAUAGCAUCCCAUAGCUCAUAGCGCUACUACUGCUGGCCGUUGCAGCUCCACAGCGCUGUGGUCGGUCGAUGUAAUAAAUAUGUGCAGUUGUUCCGAACGUUCCGAGCACCAAGCAAGCAAUUAUUGCCCAUUCAACGAUAAGUGCCGAAAUUCCAGCAACUUCCGAUACAAAGAAGAGGGGUAGCCGUCUAUAGCAGUAGCACAGGAGUCAGGUGGUAUUGAGUGAGCGGAGUGUCGGAGGUGGUGGUGCUGAGUGGGUGGAAGCGACGUGCGCGCGAACAUCCCGUUACACACCCUGGUUAGGCAGCGUGAGAUAAUGAAUGGGAUCGGCUGCCUGUAUGCGGUGUUGCUGGUCCUCCUGAGUCAGACCGUUGUCGUCCAGCCGACGGCGCGACGGUUACAUCAUCGCCGCUAUAGCAGAUCCGUUGAGAGCGAAGAUCCUGAAAGCAUCUUGGAUAGCUAUGUCAUAGGAGUGGUUGAAUUUCGUCCGGAACCUUCCGACAUUGAUGUACGAAGCAGGACGGGGCAACAUCUGGACGCAUACGCAGACCUUGUCCGUUCUGACAAUGCCAAGGUCACCGACAUCAUCGUUUUCCCGGAACUCACCCUGAACACCUUCUCGGACUCAGUGUUCGUUCCGGACCCCAGCACACAGGUGGUUCCCUGUGAAAACUCCACACGAUUUGUACUACCCUUCCUGUCCUGUCUGGCAGCCGAAGUCCGUAAAUACCUCGUGAUAAACCUGUCGGAGAUCUUCAACUGCAAAUCGAAUUCCACGGAGGUCACACAACCAUGCGCCCCGCACGGGUUCGUUUGGUAUAACACCGACGUGGUUUUCGAUCGAAACGGAGCUGUGAUAGCGCGGUACCGCAAGUCCAACCUGCUCGGUAAAAGCGGUGAAACCGAUCGGACGACGUACGUGCCGGAGAUUGUAACAUUCGAGACUGAUUUUGGGGUGAAGUUCGGGUUGAUCACCCGAUCGGAUGUGCUGUUGGCGAAGCCGGCCUUGGAGCUGGUCAAGCAAGGCGUGAAUGACUUGAUCAUGCCUGCCAUGUGGCAAGCGGAGCUUCCGUUCCUCACGUCUACGCAGGUGUAUGAAAGCUGGGCAUUCACGAAUAAUGUGAACCUGAUAGUGGCGGGCGGUAAUCACGAGGCUACGGGUAAUACGGGGACGGGUGUAUUCAACGGACGGAGUGGAGCAAUACUUUCGUAUGUUACUGGUGAGCCAACUAGGAGAUUAUUCCCAGUACGGAUUCCAAAGACUCCAGGAGUUCGUACGGCAAAUCACAUUCCGCUGGAAAGCUCUGACACGGAAACAGGUCGAUUACACGGGAAGUUUCUCGAGGAAAUCAACAUCGAACGGGACUUCCUGGAGCAGUUUACCACCUUGCAAAUCAAUCCGGAACGCUACCAUGACCGUAUCGGUCAAAUAAUCUGCAACGGGUUCUUUUGCUGUGAAUUUAGUGUUGUGUUGACCAUCGUCCCGGAUCAGGACGUAACCCAUUACUACCGGUUCGCAGUGUUCGACGGUUACCGGUCAUUUUCGAAGUACAGCAGCGAAACCCACGUAUCUACCUGCGGUAUAAUCAUGUGCCGAAACCAGUCCCUAUCCAGCUGUGGACUUCCCAUGAACGAAAACUCAAACUACCUCGCAUUCAACGAAAUCGUCAUCUCAGGCAAGUUCCAGGCGAACGGAACGCUGGCGAUGGCGAACUCUCUGGAUGACAUGCUGCACCCGUUGAGCGUUGAUCAGUAUACGUUCUACUCUUCGGUCAAUUACUCAACGAACCAACAGGACGUCCAACUCAAUCUUGUCAGCGGAAGUGUGGCCAACCUGCAGACGUUUGCCAUCUACGCGAUCAACCACGAAAACUUUGAGUACUUCAACCCGAUCGAGGCCCCACCGGAACCAAGUACGGUAAGCCCAACGAUCGAGUACGCUGUCGGUGAAGAUGAUACCGGAGGUUCAUCGAAGACAACGACUGCCUCGGGUGCCCUCCAGGCACUGCUACUGGUGAUGCUGCUGGUCAGCACGGUACGAGAGCUUCGGUGAUCGGUGAACAGAGAUGUAAGGAAUGUUGUAAAUAUUGUAAAUGUUUUAGGUGUAGAAUAAUCGAAAAAUGCAUGCCAAAUUGUUAGACAUAAGACGAAAUAAUUCCUAUUAGAAGCGAAUGUGAGGAGUUACCAGCUGUUUUUUUUUUUUGUAAUUUUACCGGCCGUAUCAACAACGAUAUCGGUAUUUGUUGCUGAAUAUUACCAAGAUGAGAAUUUCAACAAAUGACUAUGAGUUAUAUAUUCUUCAAGUGAAUGAAUUAAAAAAAAAUAAUUUUAUUUCAUUUAUUCAACUGAACAAUAUUGGAAAAGACUUAAAUCUAACUUAUUCCUACACUUAGGCAGGCCAUUCGCCUGUACUGAAUCUAGAUUGAAACAAGACUGAAUGAGACUGCCUCCUCUUGGAGUAUUUAUAGUCGGGUGCAUCUUCCUAGAAUCGUUCUUAUCAACCUGGCCUCAGCUGAUGUUUGGGUUAUCUCGUUCUGCGGAAAUGGUGUGCCACUUCUAUACUUCGCGGUAAUGUUUAUAGCUUGCAGAUUCCGAUUAAUUGGUCCAUGCGAUGAUCUGUUGUUAUGCUGUAUGUUGUUAAGCUGGUUAUCUGGCUGUGGUGUACCUCUGGGUGUGGUGUGACUCUGGCUGUGGUAUAGCAAUCGGGGUACGUAACUCCUCCCCUCUUAAUUAACUUUAUCCACAAAUUUGACUGAGCGUUGGAUUUACAUUUCGAUAUAUUGAUGGCAUUUUUAUCAAGAUAUCGAUUUCCUUCUUCCUUCCGUCGCAUACCUUUUCUGGUGGUCCGUCUGGUGUCGUUGUUUUCAACUCUGUCAUCGAUAAAGCUUGUUCUGUUAGUUCCACUUUGAUUUUGGUAAACGUGAUUCUUGAGAAAUAUAUUAAAAGACUGAUGAUUACGGUUACAAUCAUUGUGGUGGAUAUUCCUAUGGUUCCGUUCAAUACCUGGUUUGAGUUGCCACAGUUGGAUGUUAUUUCUGCUACUGCGUUGUUUAUCAGAACGGUAUUGUCGGUUACUCGUUUUAUUAGUCCGUUUGUGUAGACUCUUUCAAAGCUGCAAUUGGAAUGUUUACCUCUGAUAAGUUGUUCGACACAUUUGGUUGUGUAUUUCAGUGAAGAUGAUUCUUAUAAUUGCUUUUAACUCUUUCAUUGUGUCAUGCCCUAAGACUGUAACGAAUGUAAUUAACUUUUCCAUAUGGUAGAAUUUUACGAUUAGAUCUGAAUUUGGUUUGAAAAAUUUUCCUUGGGAGUAUCGUUUAAUUUUGGUAUCUCCUCCAACAGAUGAUACGCUUGAUAUGGCUUGUUUACAAGGUGAUAAAGUCUAACAAAUCUCGGAUGAAAAAAGUUUUUUUUUCGAUCCGGUAUCUACCAAAAGUUUUAGGGAUUUUUUUUCAUUACCGUAAUGUAAAACAUACGGUAAUGUUGAAUUCAUUCUAAAAAAAUGAAUUCAACAUUUUCAUUUUCUUCGUCAUCAUUGGCGACCUGGUCUUUGUUGUUUAUCUAAGUUUCAUACAUUUUCAUGUCUCGAUCCGUUUGCUGCAUUUCUUCAUCCUGUUGAUCUUCGAGUUCAACUUCGUAAUAUCCAUUGUCGUCGUAGUGGUAGGGGUCUUCUACGUAAUGCUGUUGGCUUUCCGGGCUCCAUAGGGAUGUUGGGGUGAAGUAUAAUCUUGGUCUCUUUUGAGGUGGUGCUUGAUAUACGUGUUGAGGCUUAUAACUGUAAUUUACCUGUUUAAUUGGCAAGGACUGGUCGACUUCCAUUGGUUCCUGCCUUUCUCGUCGUUGUGGAAUUGGUGGUGCUGGUCUUUUUUUUUUUUUCUUUCUAAACCUUAGGCCUUAGGGGGAUAAUCUGCAAACAGACACCCUAGCAGCAAGGUUAGGGUAGUGUGGGGUUGAGGCCGUCUUUUACUACAAUAGUAAAAGCCAGGACUACUCUCUCCUCGACCUACUAAACACAUUCCUAUGGUCACCAUACCCUACGUCUCUCCGGAACCACCAAGAAGGCAUUGCUUCAGAGAGGGCGAGAGGGGCUAGUGCACGUGGCACCCUUAAGGUUAGCUGCGUAGCCUGCAGCAACGAACAUCGAUGACUCGCUUUGGAGAGUCCAUCACGGUAGCAUGCUGGCGCUUAGCCAGUUUCCCGAGUGGUCCUCGACACUCCCUUUGUCCUCGGAAGGCGGGCAGGGUCAACCCCGCUCGCUCCCAACUG